This is a messenger RNA of Iphiclides podalirius (scarce swallowtail), 240 nucleotides long. The record is from the annotation of a GenBank genome assembly. Lineage: Eukaryota; Metazoa; Arthropoda; Insecta; Lepidoptera; Papilionidae.
AUGCGCACGUGGCCCAAGUAUCUCGGCCGCAUCGCGGGAAGCCGAUUGCGUUUCACCCUGGCGAACUGCAUUGUUCGCGCCCCUUGCCCCCUGACGUUAUCAAUUCGGCCCCUUAUCAUACGCGUAGGCGACCCACGUCCGGACUUCUGCGCUCCCGAUACGCGCCUGUGGGUGCACUCCGCCCCGCUGCACCGUUGCACACUUAGAGCCCGAUUUACACUGGUCAAGUGUUUAGUACAG